This is a messenger RNA of Penicillium cinerascens, 807 nucleotides long. RefSeq lists its product as uncharacterized. Bases 1 to 807 code for a protein of 268 amino acids. The transcript has 3 exons. The record is from RefSeq and is a predicted model, not a curated record. Lineage: Eukaryota; Fungi; Ascomycota; Eurotiomycetes; Eurotiales; Aspergillaceae.
AUGCUCGCUAUGCAACGAGAAUUUAGUGAUGACCCUCUAGAAAAAUGUUCUGUUUCUCGCUAUCUACGGAAAUUUUACAAAAAAUGGCAAUCUAAAAAGAAAACCUUGGACCGUUUACGUAAAAAGUUUGAACGUGCAGAGGAGCGGUAUAAUCUUUCUGUGAGGGACUUGCGAAACGAAAAGGGAAGACAACGAAAUCGUUUGAUUCUGAUCGACAGCGAACGGCAGCUUUCUAGAAAGGUAGUAGACGAAGACGUUAUAGGUGCUUUGGAGCGAACUGGGUACUUAACACCACAACACAUAACUCUGAUCGACACCGUCCUUACUAUACCAAGAGCUUCGAUAGAAAAAGAAUAUAAGCGUCGCAUUGCUGCAAUCAAUGCGGUGAUUGCGGUCUGUGAUGCGGAAGAAGGUGCUCCGUCGCGGGCUUGUGGUGCCCGAAAACGUACCGCCGAUACUAUCGAUAUUCUGGCACAUACUCCCUUGCUAAAAAAGCAAAAGUCACCCACCCCAGAUAAGAGCGAUGGUACAGUUAUUCAAGCCAUCGCCUCGAGACCAACGAUUUGUUUUCUUUGUCUUGGCAAUCCCAGGCUCCUAGUUCAUGAAAGAUUAGAGAAUUAUAAGAAUCUAGGCUCACUCAGUCGACACUUUGUCAAUAUACACGUCAAACCCUUUCCGAAAGACAUGCGUUGUGAGUGCUCUAUCUGCUGUGAGAAGCUAGAAUCAAAGUCCGGACUACUGAACCAUGCCGAAAGAGUACACAGGACCGUGUCUCGUUUGUCUCAAGCAGCCCUGGGUCUGAAGUAA